Nothoprocta perdicaria is the source of this 3545-nucleotide messenger RNA. It is a transcript of the gene SEPSECS, whose product is annotated as Sep (O-phosphoserine) tRNA:Sec (selenocysteine) tRNA synthase. The transcript has 11 exons. Gene Ontology annotation, biological process: selenocysteine incorporation; conversion of seryl-tRNAsec to selenocys-tRNAsec. The coding region runs from base 1 to 1461 and encodes 486 amino acids. Gene Ontology annotation, molecular function: tRNA binding; O-phosphoseryl-tRNA(Sec) selenium transferase activity. The record is from RefSeq and is a predicted model, not a curated record. NCBI's taxonomy places the organism in Eukaryota, Metazoa, Chordata, Aves, Tinamiformes, Tinamidae.
AUGAACGCGGAGAACUUGGCGUGCAGCGAGCGGCUCGUGACGGCCGGCUACGUGCGCCAGGGGGCGCAGGGCCGCCGCGCGCACGAGCUGCGCCUGCGCGCGCUGCUGGAGCAGGGGAAGUGCCCUGAGGAUGGAUGGGAUGAGAGCACCAUUGAGCUGUUCCUUCAGGAGCUCGCCAUUAUGGACAGCAACAACUUCCUGGGCAACUGCGGCGUGGGGGAGAGGGAAGGCCGGGUGGCCUCGGGCAUCGUGGCCCGGAGGCAUUACAGGUUGAUCCAUGGAAUUGGAAGGUCAGGUGAUAUUUCUGCUGUCCAGCCUAAGGCCGCAGGGUCUAGCCUUUUGAACAAACUUACUAAUUCACUAGUUCUGGAUAUUAUAAAGCUGGCUGGUGUCCGGACAGUGACCAAUUGCUUUGUGGUUCCUAUGGCAACUGGAAUGAGUCUGACUCUGUGUUUUUUAACGCUGCGACACAAGAGACCAAAGGCAAAAUACAUUAUUUGGCCACGUAUAGACCAGAAAUCUUGCUUUAAAUCUAUGAUAACCGCAGGUUUUGAGCCUGUGGUGAUAGAAAAUGUAUUGGAAGGUGAUGAGCUACGGACAGACAUCGAAGCAGUGGAGGCUAAAAUCAAGACUCUUGGUGCUGAAAAUAUUCUGUGUGUUCAUUCUACAACUUCUUGCUUUGCUCCAAGAGUACCUGAUAGACUGGAGGAGCUGGCUGUAAUUUGCGCUAAAUAUGACAUUCCCCAUAUUGUCAACAAUGCCUAUGGUGUUCAGUCUUCAAAGUGCAUGCAUCUUAUCCAGCAGGGCGCUCGAGUGGGCAGAAUAGAUGCUUUUGUUCAGAGCCUAGACAAAAAUUUUAUGGUUCCAGUAGGUGGUGCUAUCAUUGCUGGCUUCAACGAGUCCUUCAUUCAGGAGAUCAGCAAAAUGUACCCAGGAAGAGCAUCUGCAUCUCCUUCUUUAGAUGUCCUCAUUACACUUCUGUCUCUAGGUACAAGUGGCUACAAGCAGCUGCUGAAAGAGAGAAAGGAAAUGUUCUCCUAUCUUUCAAGCGAGCUGAAGAAGUUGGCAGAUAUCCACAAUGAGAGACUGUUGGACACACCCCAUAAUCCCAUUUCCCUAGCCAUGUCACUGAAGAAUCUAGAUGAAAAUAAUGAUGUUGCUGUUACCCAGCUCGGAUCUAUGCUUUUCACAAGACAAGUUUCUGGAGCAAGGGUGGUUCCCUGUGGGUCUGUACAAACGGUAAAUAACUACACUUUUAAAGGCUUUAUGUCACAUACAAAUAACUACCCCUGUGCUUACCUCAACGCUGCAUCAGCAAUUGGAAUUAAAAAACAAGAUGUAGACACAUUCUUGAAAAGGCUUGACAAGUGUUUGAAGACUUCUGUGAAAGAAAGAAAGAAAGAAAAAAAUGUGGAUGAAAUAAGUAAUUCUAAUACAAGCUCAGAACAACUUGAAGGCUAGAAGAUACAGUUUUUAUAACACAGGAAGAUACACUUUUGUCUGAAUAUGUCAGGUUUGUAUUGGUUUUAGCUUUCUGAAUCUGCAGUGCAGAAAACAAUUUAUCCCUCAGCUGAGAGGAAGGGGAUAAAAAAACAACUCAGGUGAAAUUCAGCUUUAAGGAAAACUUUAGGUAAUGUUCUCUUUCAGACAGAGGGCCAGUCACAAGCUUUUUGCACCAUUUAAAUGUCCUUAACAUCUGCCAAAGUAAAGUUGAGAAAGAUGUUGAGCCAGCCCUUUGCUUGAGGGGGAAUCUGACCGAUUGCGGCUGAUUCUGUGAUUUGGCAAAUCACAAAACGCUUAUUCCCACAUUCUGGACUAACAGCUUUUUCUGUGACAGUGAUUGCAGACCUUUCCAGUAUAGGUACAUAUCCAGAAAGAAAUAUUUCCCUGCCUCUUAAACGUCAAUGAGUGGUUUCUUCUCGGCAUACUUGCCACUUUUGAAAGAUUUAUAUAAAAGCUUGGGAUAGCACUUACUAAAUACAAUGAUAAAACUGCAUGAGGGAGUGAUGGAGUUGGAAUAAUAAUCCCUUAAGGGCCUUACACCACUGCUGCUUUUGGACACAUUUUUGUCUAUAAACUGCCUUGAAAUAAACAACUCUCAGUAGUCAAGAAAAAAAUCUAGAAUGCCUCGUAUAUGCAGAAUAAGAGUUCUCCACUCUUGGAAAUAGUUGCAGGGUUCAGCAACCCAAAGGAAUUUUUUGAGGGAGUGCAGUUACAAAAGCAAGGGGCUGUGGAGCACGGAGUGAAGAGGGAGAGUCCCUCCCAACUCCAUCCCACUUCUUUUUUUUUUAAUGCAUUUUGUCCCUUCUUUGGUAGUAGCUGCUCUUGGAUAGGAGCAGGAGAGGAGCAGGAGGUUUGCUGACGCCUGUGGCAUGAAUACAGCAAUCUCGAGAGCUAGUGAGUCCUGGCAGGACUUCUAAUCUUUUUUUUUUUUUUUUUUUUUAUGUACUGACUUUGACUUUUCAACUGUCUCCUGUCAUUGGCACUGCUGCUUUUGUAGCUUGUGUUCGGUUACUGAUGUGAAUUCAUUAAGUUAACAAUAGGUUUGGAGUCUGUUCUUUGAACAAAGGUUCCUUAUCACUGGAAUGACAUUACUGUAGGUUUCAAAUUUUUAACUAAUUAUUCCUAUAUGCAAUUACUGUAUUAUAUGUUGUUUUGAUGUCAUAUACUGGCCAAAAUGAGCCUAAUGCUCAAAGACAUUUUUCUUUGUCUUCCUGCAAUAUAUUAACUCUUAGGUGCCACAGUUAAUCAGUUCUAACCUCACAAAUUAUUCUAGUUAUUUUGUUUGGUGGGAUCAGAGCCCUCUGUAACUUGUUUAGUGAAAAUAGUGAUGCUUUUGAAAGGAACAUCUCAAUCAUAGAUGGAUUAUAUCUUAAUUGAUAUAAAAUAUGGUAUUAAUAUAUGGAAGUUAUUACAAUACUAAUCGUUAUGAGGGCACACAUAGAAGUAAAGUCCAUUGUAUCUAAAGCUUAAUUGGAGGGUGCUACUUGUACGUUGUUUCUGUUGCACAUUAAAUUAAUUAAAGUUUAUGAAGUAGUGGCUACCAGGGCUAGAGUCACACUUAGGAAUGUGUCCUAGGAGAAAUGUCGUCUCAUUUGACCACCGAGCCCCUGCGAUUGGAAGCAGGUGUGAAUUCUUGCUGCCUUUUUGCUGUGGAGAGCUUGCUUUGCUUCUGCUCUCCCCCCGUGGAGCUGCGGCACAGGCUGCAAGGCAAAGCCCCCCGCCGGCUCCUGCCUCGCUCUUUGGUACCCUGGGGACUGCCAGGCCGCCUGGGAGGGCUGCAGUUACCCCUGUAGGUGACACUUGCCACGGAAUGCAACCUUUAACAUUUCCUAACAAUAGUUUUCGGGAGGUGCCUGAUAGCAGCUCACAAAAGCGUUUGAUGAAUAAUAAUAUCCUGAAACUGAACAGAGAGCGAGCAGCAGAUGGCUCUUCUUCAAGGCAGUAAUCCUUGCCUUGUAUGUUCUUGUAUUAAAUUGUCUGAUAGAAGUCACUUCACUCAUUCCAGCUCUGGAUCGGCACACUUUCUCAGGUAGUGAUUUUCC